Molecule: messenger RNA, 4584 nt
Organism: Pogonomyrmex barbatus (red harvester ant)
Lineage: Eukaryota; Metazoa; Arthropoda; Insecta; Hymenoptera; Formicidae
Product: IGF-II mRNA-binding protein
Molecular function (GO): RNA binding
Source: RefSeq, a predicted model, not a curated record
AACAACUUGAUAACUUAGUUGAAUGAAUAUGUAAAAUUUCGUGUAUCAAUGUUGUGACACGUGUCAUAACAUAUGUAUCUCGUUUCGUUGUAAGGCAACAACGUCGCGAUGUAAUGUAAACAGGUGACGCUCCCCACUAGGUUACAGCUCAGCUUUCAAAGUUUAUUAGCGAUUACCGUUGGAAUCUUGCUUGCUGCCGUGUAAUUCUGUCAGAGUCGCGUUCGAGUCUGGCAUUUAUAUGGCCGCUCUCUUUCUUCGCUUACAAGCUCUUCUCUGUCAAGAUAAAUUGGAAUACGUUAAAGAGAUGCGCGACGUUAUAUGCAGUGGGGUCGCUAAGGUCCUCGUGAGCAAUCUACCGAUCCAGGUUCGAAUAGAGGAUCUGGAUCUGCUCUUUUCCAGCUACGGCCAGGUUCAGAACAUCGAGAAGGUGCCGUCGCGAGACCCGAACACACAAAGCGUUCUCAUUAGCUAUGAGACGCAGGAACAAGUACAACAGGCUGUGAACCAGUUAAAUGGCUACGAGUUCGAUGGCAAUCCGUUGAAAGUGGAGAUGUCUUCGGCAGAGAGCCGACGCAGAGGCCGCAGCCAGCGCGGCGGCGGCGUCGCCUUCUCCGGACUGCCGGGUUCCGGUCGCCAGACCGAUUUCCCGCUGCGCAUCCUCGUCCAAUCCGACAUGGUGGGCGCGAUAAUCGGCCGGCAAGGUUCCACUAUCCGACAGAUCACGCAGAUGACGCGCGCCCGCGUUGACGUGCACCGCAAGGAUAACGUUGGUUCCCUGGAGAAGGCCAUCACCAUCUAUGGCAACCCCGAGAACUGCACUAAUGCCUGCAAGAAAAUUCUGGAGGUCAUGCAACAGGAGGCAAAUAACACAAACAAGGGUGAGAUCACCCUGAAGAUUCUCGCGCACAAUAACCUUAUCGGACGAAUCAUUGGUAAAGGUGGUAACACGAUCAAAAGAAUCAUGCAGGACACCGAUACAAAAAUCACCGUUAGCAGUAUCAAUGACAUCAAUAGCUUCAACCUCGAACGCAUCAUCACGGUUAAGGGCACAAUUGAUAAUAUGAGUAAAGCCGAGUCCAUGAUCUCCAGCAAACUGCGUCAGAGCUAUGAAAAUGAUUUACAAGCUAUGGCUCCUCAAAGCAUGAUGUUCCCCGGUCUGCAUCCGAUGGCCAUGAUGUCCACCGCUGGUAUGGGCUACAGCUCCCGUGGACCCGGCCUCUACGGUUCGGGACCCGCCCCGUAUCCCUACCAGAGUAGCCUGCCUACUCAACAAGGCGUCCCCGCUAGCGACACCCAGGAAACGACCUUCCUCUACAUUCCCAACAACAGCGUCGGCGCUAUCAUCGGAACGAAAGGCUCUCAUAUCCGCAACAUCAUAAGGUUCUCCGGUGCUAGCGUAAAAAUUGCGCCUCUUGAGCAAGAUAAGCCGGCUGAGCAACAGACCGAGAGGAAGGUUACCAUCGUCGGUUCUCCGGAAUCUCAAUGGAAGGCCCAAUAUCUAAUCUUUGAAAAAAUGCGGGAGGAAGGCUACGUUGCCGGCACCGAAGAUGUUAGACUAACCAUUGAGAUUCUCGUGCCCAGUACCCAGGUUGGUCGAAUCAUCGGCAAAGGUGGUCAAAAUGUGAGGGAGCUACAGCGUGUGACUGGAAGUGUCAUUAAAUUGUCAGAACAACAAGCAACUCCUCCUUCAGCCGAAGAAGAAACAACAGUCCAUAUCAUCGGCCCUUUCUUCUCUGUUCAAUCCGCACAGAGAAGAAUCCGUGCGAUGGUACUGCAAUCGGGUGCACCCGGCGGAACCGGCGGUGCUGGCUCACGCGCCGGUCGCGGUAGUAGCCAGGAAGGUGCUUCCCGUUCUAAAAGAGAUGGCAGCGCCACUUCCCAAAGUGGCACGACGUCGCAGCCUAGUUCCCAACAGCAGUCCACUGGCUCGCCAUCGAGCCAGCAGCAACAGCAGCCGCCAUCAUCGCCGCAGUAACAUUAACAUCGAUUACACCGACCUGACGCGGACCGACGCCACAAACGCUCAUCCGCUUUAUUCGCCGGAGUGGCCUCGUCGUCGCUUUGACAUUCUCUCUCGUCGAGAGGCUGAGCUUAUCGCGACCUCCUCCUCUCGCGGGGCGCGCACGACCCUCCCCGAUGGGGGUGGGCUUCAUACGAGGGUGCGCGACGCGCAGAUCGCGACGGGAAGACGUGCGGCAACGUUCUGAGAAUUAACUGAACCGAGAUCCAAUAACGGAUUCGCGGAUUUCUCGAUUAUGCGAGAUAAUCCUUGCUAAUAAUAAUUCCGUGCUCCGUGAAUCGGUUAUAGAAACGAUCCAAGAGUCGUAACUCGAUGAGUCAACCGUGAUUCUAGGAGUUUAUUCGUAGCGCUCGGCGAGUUAAUUCUGAGAAUUUGAGAGAACGAAGGAUUCUAAUUCCAAAGAUUCUAAUUCCAAGACUCGACUUGUUGUAAGAGUCAAUCUAAGGAGUCAACGAACUCCCGGGUCCACCGUUCGGUUCGACACGCGCGCGUCUUCCGCGAUCGAGCGAACGAUUAAUUUGUCUUUAGAUAGGACGUCGUCAAUGGAGACGCAAAUGUUGCCUCAUCGCGAAUGAUUAAUCACGUUAGCAGUCGGCCCGAUUUUCGAAUCGCUAUUUGAACGUACGAGAUGGAAGACGAAGCGUGAUCGUCGGGACUGAUCGGUGGGAAUACCGAGCGUAUGCUACCUAAAUCUGGCUUCGUCCAGGCUAUCCGUACGCGAUCGCUGACUCUCAUGACGAGUCCUCAUUAACGAGGACCCGUGACGUUUUCCCCUUCGCUCUACGCGUCACGUCUACGCGCGCGCACCCCGCCCCGCCCCCUUCCCCCCGCGAUAGCGACGAAGCGACAACACACAGCCGCGCACGACCCAAUUUCGCAGCGCUAACGAAACCACCGCCGCCGAUGAAAUAGGACACUUCGACGAGAACAAACUGAAUUUAAAAAAAAAAAUAAGAAAAAAAGAAAAACACACAACCUUAUUACCUCAUUGCAUUACGGUUAAAGAUUUAAUACGAUAAAGGAAAGUGAAACGCGCGGGAGAAGCGAUAAACCGAUUAAUCUAAAAAAAGAAGAAGAAGUCUAUCUAAUAUUAAAGUUAUUAAUAAUAUACAGAGAGGUUAAGUGACAAUUACAUAUUACGUUAUACCUGUUACUACUACUGCAACUAUUACUAUUAUUACUACUUACUACCUACCUACUACUAUUAUCGCUAUAUGCUAUUUACUUCUUACUACUACUACAGGAGGAAAGCGGUUUUUCUUAAAAAAAAAAAGAAGAAAGCAACAAAAAACACACAGACUAAGUGCAGAUUUUUAUAUACACAAUCCAGAGACGUUGAACGAUAAUACGAGACUUAAAUAAUACCGAAACCAUGUAUCGCGGAACGGCAACCCGUUCCCGGUCAUAGACCAUAAGCCAGAAUGCCUCAGGAGGAGAAGAGAAUAGAAGCGACCCCCCCCGCGCCCCAACCCGCCCCUCCUCGCACGUAAUACCAAAGAAGCGAUUAUGAGUUAUUUCGUAUUAAUGAAGUGAAAUGCGUCGUGUACGCUCUAUUCGCCUCAAGUUCCUCAUCAAGAGUUACGAAAGUGAGAGAGAGAGAUAGAAAGGAAGAGGAAUUAGAUACGUAAAUGUGAGAGGGGAAAGCGACAAAUAGUCAUCAAAAUGUCGAAGAAAACGCCGAUGAAACAUCGUGUCGCUUGGCACAAGUGAUUGAUCUAAUGAGAAGAAGAGAUAAAGAAGAAGAAAGAACGAGAAGAGGAAACUGAAAGAGGAGAGAGAAAAUCCGAGCGUGGAGUUCCAUAUCAGUACGACAUGAGGAGAAGCUGUUUUAUGUCAUGUUUUCAAAGAGCAUUACUAAAGGAUGUUUCUCGAACACACGGAGAGAAUGAAAAAGCGACUGUCGGUACGUAGAACAACGAGUGAGAGAGAACGAGAGAAAAAAGAGAGAGAUAUUAUAUAAAGGAAGCAAAAGAGAGACAGACGGCGAGCGGAGGAGGGGACGUAUGGGACAAAAAGUGAAUCGACAAAACUUUUCAGGGAUUUUUACUUUUACCAUGAAUGUAAUAAUGUGUGAGUGUGCGUGUGUUGAAUAAUAAUUAUUAAUUGAUAAGUAAUUUGAUUACUGAUUAGAAGUUAAACGGCGAGGAAAGGCGAAAGAAAGACGUCAGGGAGAAAUCAGGCUUGAGAUGAGCAAGAAACGGAAGGGAAGAGAGUAGAAAGACGACGGGAGAGCGGAGUGUCGCGACGUUCAAUUCGUGACUUUUACUCUCACCGCGGAUGGUGUGUCGCUGAGACGGGCGUCGAGACGGAGCCUCCGCGAGGCGUCCCCCGACGAGCCUGCGAGCCCCGUAAUUUUUGCAAAUUAUAGCUGUUAGAGGAGCGUAGGGUCGGCCGGGCACGGAGAACCGCGGAGCGCAACGAUCUCGAUCUCGCAUCGAUAUCGCGACUCGCGGCGCGUAUAAUCGGCCAUUAUUAUACCGUUGUACAGAGCCGAGAGAUUUCCUUUCGAGAUCGGGGAUAAUCCGCGGAACGCAGAAAACGUUCGGCGAGAUGAAAGAGGAAAA